CUCAAUUCCGCCAAAAUGGGAGUAAAUGUGCCCAAAAUCAACACCCGUGUGCCCAUAGAAGUCACUAUGGGAGAACUCAAGAAAUUGGUCGAAGAAGGAAAGAUAAAAUACAUUGGACUCUCAGAGGCAUCUGCUUCAACAAUUAGAAGGGCUCAUGCAAUUCAUCCAAUAACUGCCCUUCAAAUCGAAUGGUCAUUGUUUUCAAGAGAUGUGGAAGAAGAAUUGAUUCCUACAUGCAGAGAACUUGGUAUUGGAAUUGUCCCAUAUAGUCCACUUGGACGCGGCUUCCUUUCAGUUGGUCCCAAGUUGCUAGAGGAGGCAUCAGAGGGUGACUUUCGCAAGUUUUAUCCGAGGUUCCAGGGUGACAAUCUUGAAAGCAACAAGCUCUUAUACGAAAAGAUUUGUGAAAUGGCUACAAGUAAAGGUUGCAGCCCAUCUCAAUUGGCGUUGGCUUGGGUGCAUCACCAAGGAGAUGAUGUAGUUCCUAUACCCGGCACCACCAAGAUUGACAAUAUCAACGACAAUGUAGGAGCACUCUCUGUGAAACUAACUCCUGAAGAGAUGAGCCUUCUAUCUUCUUUGGCUGAGAAUGUCAAAGGAGACAGAUCCAUGGCCAUGGCGAGCACAUGGACUAACGCAGACACGCCCCUGUUGGAAUCGUGGAAAGCCGAGGGUUGAUAUGCAUGACCGCAGCUUCUCCUUCCAUGCCUCCAAUAAUUCUUGUAGUAUAGUUAACUACUUGAAAAUCUAUCUUCUUCCCUUUCUGUUUGUUUGUUUAUUGUUAAUUUUAACUAUAAACAAACCAAUAAGCUCAACAAUUCAGCAUUGGAGGUUUUGUAGUGAAUUGUGAAGUAAGUGACGGUCGUAAUGCCUCUGGGUGUGAGAAUCCACCACCCAUGAUUUGUACUCCUGAUUACUGUAUUGAGGCAAACCUAAUACUUUAAGCUAAAAUAAAAAAUUUAUCUCCUGAAUA
Salvia hispanica is the source of this 973-nucleotide messenger RNA. Lineage: Eukaryota; Viridiplantae; Streptophyta; Magnoliopsida; Lamiales; Lamiaceae. The record is from RefSeq and is a predicted model, not a curated record.